This is a messenger RNA of Brassica oleracea var. oleracea, 589 nucleotides long. RefSeq names its product defensin-like protein 35. The transcript has 2 exons. The coding region runs from base 8 to 235 and encodes 75 amino acids. The record is from RefSeq and is a predicted model, not a curated record. NCBI's taxonomy places the organism in Eukaryota, Viridiplantae, Streptophyta, Magnoliopsida, Brassicales, Brassicaceae.
AACAAGAAUGGCAACUAACAAAAUCUCCUUCUUCUUGGUUCUUUGCCUCUGUGUUUUGAUAUCCUCAGGAUUUGGAGAAGCAGCACUAAAUCCAACGGGAAGAAAAUGUCCGGAUCCAAAUGGUGUAGACAAAAAAGCUGCAUGUUAUAGCUAUUGUAAAACACAAGGUUUUAUGGGUGGUUCUUGUCAAGGACAUAAAGGUAAUUACAUGUGUAAGUGUUAUGAAGGUAUAUGAAUACCUAUUGCAUGGCAUCUUCGACGGCAGUCUCUCCUUAGAACUCUUGCUAAUAAAAUACCGAAGACCAUCAAUGGAGAGAGAGAGAAUAAACGCUUCCUUACGUUUUAACAUAAUAACGUUUCGAAUGAAGAUGGACUACACCGCUCUGCAUCACCAUUAGUAGUAACAAAAAUCUCUACAUAUAUAUAAUUAUAUGUUUUUGUUACUAUUAGAACCGUAUCGCAGUUGUUUCAUAAUUGCCGUGCAUGUUAUUCGGACCCUAAAUUUAUAGGUAUUGCUUGUUUGAAGUCUGGAAUUAAUCUAAAACAAUAAAACAUAAUUAAGUAAUAAGAUAUAAUUAUUAUUUUUUGU